AUGAGGCCUUCAAAGAUUUUACUGAACCAGCUUAGCUGGUCAUUGUUAUUAAUAACCGCCGUGAUGGGUAUGGACGUGGAUCACGAUCAUAUGGGGGAUGAUGAGCAUAGUGGAACCGCUGGGGGUAUGAUGGCUACCAAUACUUCAGAAUUAUCGACAAUUCAGCCAACCGCUCAUGAAAUGAAACAUCACCAUGGUUUACCAAUCUUGAACACCACUUUGACUCCAGCAGAAAGACUUUACUGGGAAAGCUACAACACAACAACUUAUUUCACUAUUGACUCACCAAAUAAAUCUGCUUUAUGGGUUCAUAUUGCCACAUUGCUUGGUUCAUUAGUUGUGAUUUAUCCUAUUGCUUUGAUUUUGAACAAUGUUAAAUCUAAAUGGUAUUUACCAGUGCUUUUGGUCAACUUCGUAACUAUGUUGGUAUCAUUGAUCAGUUUGAAGGUUUUCAGCUCAAGUGCACCAGAUUUAUAUCCAGGGAACGCAUAUGCUAAAAUGUCUUGGAUCUUUUUAUUUGCUUUAAUAACACAUUUUGUAUUGGCUGUUUUAUAUUCAGCAUCCAAAUGGGUAACAGGUUUAGAUGCAGAUGAAGAAGAGUUCAACCAUUCUUUUGUUCCAUUACGUGAUAUGAGUGGCUCUUCACAUUCAAGAAAUGAUAGUUCAAAUAUUGAUUUAGAAAGAUUGGCUACCGAGGGGUCACGUUCACCAUCUACCUUAAUUGACUCAAAUUCAGAUAGAUCUCAUAGAUAUAAAGACUCGAUUGAAAACCGCGAUAGUUCACAAACUCCAACAUAUUUCCGUGAUAAAGACUCAUUGGAUCUUGAUAACAUAGCAACUGAUCAAGAAGCUGAAGCUGAAUUUCAGAAGAUCUACAAACCAACUCCACUGAAACAAUCAACAACAAUGAGUAAGAGAGAUCAAUAUUUAAAUAAGGUAUUUGGUUCUGAUAUUAUUCAAAAAGCUUCUCAUAAAUUCCACUAUUUGAUUUCAUUCUUGUUCACAUUAACUAAUUUGCCCCUAUUAGGUUACAUGCUUGUAUAUGUUGGUGUCGGUACUUGUGUUGGUAAUUUGAUGGGUCAAGGUACAAAAGUUUUCAAUUUAUUAGCACAUUUUAUCAAAGGUGGUGUUUUCGUUCUACUUGGUCUUUUCUCAUUAGCUCGUUACUGUGGUGCAUUAUCAAAAUCAGGUUUAGCUUGGAAUAAAGCUGUUGUGUUCAAAAGCCAAGUUGAUACAAAUUCUUUCUGGUAUAGAUGGACUCCACAUGGAAUGGUUACAAUGGAAUUUUAUGAAAGUUUCUUGAUUUUUUUUUAUGGUACAACAAAUGUUUUCUUAGAGCAUUUAGCUUCUGAAGAUGGUACAUGGACUGCCAAAGAUUUACAACAUGCAUCAAUUGCAUUCAUGUUUAUUGGUAGUGGGUUAUGUGGAUUGAUAACUGAACAUGUUUUGUCAGAAUGGAGAUUCAAUCAAGUUUUGUCAAAUACUAGUAUUAAUCCAGCAGCUAUACAUGCAGGCUCACCAGGAUAUUCACCAAAUCCAUUUCCAGUCUUCACAAUCUUUUGGACUGGUAUUUUAAUGUCUCAACAUGCUCAAGCUUCAGAAACAUCAACUUUGAUUCAUAUGCAAUGGGGUUAUCUUUUAUCAUUUGGUUCAUUCUUCAGAUUAUUAACAUUCAUUUUAUUAAUGCUGGUUCCAAAUAAGAAUUUAACUCCAGCUAGACCAUUCACAGAAUUAAUCACAUCAUUUGCUUUAAUCUGUGGUGGUUUCAUCUUUAUGCAAAGUACUGAUCAAAUUGUUGAAGCUUUAGAAUAUAGAGGAUUAACUAGUAUGUUCAUAUUGAACGUUAAUGUUGGUAUUGUUGCUUUAGUAAUGGGUUGGGAAAUGCUUUUAAUGGUUUGGAAAUAUUGGUUACAAAGCAAAAGACAAAUUUAA
Hansenula ciferrii is the source of this 1932-nucleotide messenger RNA. It is a transcript of the gene TVS1, whose product is annotated as Tvs1p. The transcript has a single exon. The record is from RefSeq and is a predicted model, not a curated record. Bases 1 to 1932 code for a protein of 643 amino acids. Lineage: Eukaryota; Fungi; Ascomycota; Saccharomycetes; Phaffomycetales; Wickerhamomycetaceae.